Molecule: messenger RNA, 1923 nt
Organism: Penicillium bovifimosum
Lineage: Eukaryota; Fungi; Ascomycota; Eurotiomycetes; Eurotiales; Aspergillaceae
Exons: 4
Coding region: 1-1923 (640 amino acids)
Biological process (GO): negative regulation of silent mating-type cassette heterochromatin formation; negative regulation of rDNA heterochromatin formation
Cellular component (GO): Rpd3L-Expanded complex; Rpd3L complex
Source: RefSeq, a predicted model, not a curated record
AUGACUCCUCGUCGCUCUUCUCGGGCUCGCACCUCCCAACCCUCUCCCGCCCUCGUCCAACACGCCAACUCCUCCAACUCCUCAAAUUCUCUUACUCGAGAGAGAAGCACUCGAUCGAAUCACAAAAACGGCUCCAACGGCCACCGGUCUCAGUCGAUCGAUGAUGAGAAUGGCUCGAAGGACCUUCCACACACACGGCAGCGCCAGCGCGCCAACCACGAUGACGAUGACCAACCCCGUGAAGAAGAUGAAGACGAAAUUGAAGAUGAAGAGGAAGAGGUGACUCGAUGUAUUUGCGGUCAGCAAGACUAUCCGGGUUUGCCUCCUUCUCGUCGCGAGGCCCUCGGUCGCGGCACCAUCAAGCUGGAGUCAGGAUUAGUUCCCUCUGAUCCAUCAGACCCCAUGGCAGAUGAGAUUGGGAGCAUGUUCAUCCAAUGUGACCUAUGCAAAGUUUGGCAACACGGUGGUUGUGUUGGCAUUAUGGACGAGGCAACGAGUCCUGAUGAAUAUUUCUGCGAGGAGUGCAGGAAGGAUUUACACAAGAUCAAAGACGAACCUCAUGGACAACGUUCCUCUACCUACCUCCCUGUUGCACCUGAACCAGUGCCACCACCACCCCCUCCACCAGCACCAGCACCCGCACCCGCACCCACACCUCCUGCAGCACCAGUCAUCCCGGCUGUCCCAGUGCUCCCGGCGGCGGAACCUUCUCCCGCUCCAUCUUCUCGUGCCUCCUCGAGGGAAAUCUCUCGGCGUUCCAAGGAUCCCAAGUCCCGAAGCAGCGAGAGCGCUGCCGCUGCGAAUGCCAAGCGGCGAUCAACAAUGAACAGCCGGGACGCUGCUUACGAUGAAGAAGAAUUGAUUCGAAGAGCGAUUGAGGAAAGCAAGGCUGAAACCAAGAGCAAUCCCGACGAGACAGACACACACUUGGGCAAGCGAAGCAGGAGCGAUAGCGUGACGAACAGAGAAGGAGCGAAACGGCAGCGAACCACUUCACCGUCACCUGGUGCCACCUCAAAGCAUAGCAAUCCACCAUCUCACCCGCCUUCUGAUGAUGAGGCGAAACAAAAGCCUGCAGUGAACGGGACUCGGAGACAGAGAGCUUUGUCUCGAGGCCAGCUCGACAAUGAGCCUGGAAAAGACGCCAACGAGGGCGAGACAGAAGCUCCUGAUACAGCAUAUCGCCGGAAAGAACGGCCAAAUCGGCGGAAGGGAGAGGAAUCCGAGCUUGAAACCGGGUCCCCAACCAAGACCGCACCACCUGAGCCAGAACCAUCACAAGCGAGUCCUAACACUCCUACUCCCCAAGAGCCCACGCCGGUUCGUCCCCCAACCCGCAAAUCCGGCCGACCUCCUGCUCGUCGCGGUCGUGUUGGACGCAACCAAUACACCAAGGACCGGGACACAAACGGGAACGGAGAUUUCGGGUACAUGGGAAACUCGCCCCGUCGUGGACAAUCCCACGAAAUUGGUGGAGACUCCCCUCGAGUCGGAUACAGUGGUGCCAAUGGAACGCACGUCAACGGCGGGGAAUCAGGACGGCCAAGCAAGCCACGCCACAUGCACCCACAGCGAACCACAAUGAACGAGAUGAAGCGCCGGGUGGCAGCUAUUCUGGAAUUCAUCUCGCGCAUGCAAGUGGAGAUGGCCGUUGCCGGCGAAAACUCCUCUACGCCUUCGAGCAACGGUGACCGAGCUCAGGGUCUACUGCUAAAGAGCAUGGUUGACCAGAUCGACAACGCGAUGCCAUCGGCGCGCAGCGACGCCGGCGAGUCCGGACCCGCAACCACAGAUGGUGGUUAUGGAGAGUCCACAAACCAGGAAAAGGACUUCAAGGAACUCACCAGCGUCGAGAUGAUGGAUGUGCUCACUCGUCAUCUGCUCAAGUGGCAGCAGGAGUACGGCAAAUUCGGAGAACGGUAG